Molecule: messenger RNA, 4925 nt
Organism: Choloepus didactylus (southern two-toed sloth)
Lineage: Eukaryota; Metazoa; Chordata; Mammalia; Pilosa; Megalonychidae
Gene: LAMC2
Product: laminin subunit gamma 2
Exons: 23
Coding region: 163-3798 (1211 amino acids)
Molecular function (GO): extracellular matrix structural constituent
Source: RefSeq, a predicted model, not a curated record
CUGAAACACAAGCACUCUUCCUGUCAGGACUGAGUCAGGUAGAAGAGUCGAUAAAACCACCUGAUCGAGAAAAGGAAGGCACACCGGAGCGCAGAGUGGAAACUGCCAGCCUCGAGACGCCGGGCCGCGACCCCUGCAGCGGCGGCCGGUGCAGCCCCGGCCAUGCCUGCGCUCUGGCUGAGCUGCUGUCUCUGCUUCUCGCUCCUGCUGCCCGCGGCCCGGGCCACCUCCGGGAGGGAAGUCUGUGAUUGCAGUGGGAAGUCCAGGCAAUGCAUCUUUGAGCAGGAACUUCAUAGACAGACAGGAAAUGGAUUCCGCUGUCUCAACUGCAGUGACAACACUGACGGCAUUCACUGCGAGAGGUGCAAGGAAGGGUUCUACCGACAGAGAGAACGAGACCGCUGUUUGCCCUGCAAUUGUAACUCCAAAGGUUCUCUUAGUGCCCAAUGUGACAACUCUGGACGGUGCAGCUGUAAGCCGGGUGUGACGGGAGACAGGUGUGACCGCUGUCUGCCAGGCUUCCACACGCUCACUGCUGCUGGGUGCACCCGAGACCAGAGACUAUCAGACUCCACAUGUGACUGUGACCCGGCUGGCAUCACGGGGCCCUGUGACGCAGGUCGUUGUGUCUGCAAGCCGGCUGUCACCGGAGAACGCUGUGACAGGUGUCGCCCAGGUUACUAUCACUUGGAUGUGGGAAACCCUGAGGGCUGUACCCAGUGUUUUUGCUAUGGGCACUCAGCCAGCUGCCGCAGCUCUGCAGAUUUCAGUGUGCAUAGGAUCACCUCUACCUUUGAUCAAGAUGUUGAUGGCUGGAAGGCUGUCCAAAGAAAUGGGUCUCCUGCAAAGCUCCAGUGGUCCCAGCGCCACCGGGAUGUGUUUAGCUCAGCACGACGAUCGGAUCCUGUCUAUUUUGUGGCUCCUGCCAAAUUUCUUGGGAACCAACAGGUGAGCUAUGGGCAAAGUCUGUCUUUUGACUACCGUGUCGACAGGGGAGGCCGACACCCAUCACCCCACGACGUGGUUCUGGAAGGUGCUGGUCUGCGGAUCACGGCUCCCUUACUGCCACUUGGCAAGACACUGCCUUGUGGGAUCACCAAGACUUACACCUUCAGGUUAAAUGAACAUCCAAGCAGUAACUGGAGCCCACAGCUGAGUUAUUUUGAAUAUCGAAGGUUACUGCGGAACCUCACAGCCCUCCGGAUCCGAGCUACGUAUGGAGAAUACAGUACUGGGUUCAUUGACAACGUGACCCUGAUCUCAGCCCGCCCCGUCUCUGGAGCCCCAGCCCCCUGGGUUGAACAAUGUGUCUGUCCUGUUGGGUACAAGGGGCAGUUCUGCCAAGAAUGCACUUCCGGAUACAAAAGAGAUUCAGCCAAGCUGGGGCCUUUUGGCACCUGUAGUCCAUGCAACUGCCCAGGGGGAGGGGCCUGCGAUCCAGACACAGGGGAUUGUUACUCAGGGGAUGAAAAUCCUGACAUUCAGUGUGCUGACUGCCCCAUUGGCUUCUACAAUGAUCCGCACGACCCCCGCAGCUGCAAGCCGUGCCCUUGCCACAAUGGGUUCAGCUGCUCAGUGAUGCCCGAGACAGAGGAGGUGGUGUGCAACAACUGCCCCCCGGGGGUCACUGGUGCCCGCUGCGAGCUCUGUGCUGAAGGCUACUUUGGGGACCCCUUUGGGGAACGUGGCCCAGUGAGGCCCUGUCAGCCCUGUCAGUGCAACAACAACGUGGACCCCAGCGCGUUGGGGAACUGCGACCAGCUGACAGGCCAGUGUUUGAAGUGCAUCCACAACACGGCCGGCUUCCACUGCGACCAGUGCAAAGCAGGCUACUUUGGGGAUCCUUUGGCUCCCAACCCAGUGGACAAGUGUCGAUCAUGCAACUGCAACCCGGCAGGCUCAGAGCCUGUGGAGUGUAGAAGAGAUGGGAGCUGUGUCUGCAAGCCAGGAUUUGGGGGCCUCAGCUGUGAGCUCGCAGCAUUAACCAGUUGUCCAGCCUGCUAUGAUCAAGUGAAGAUUCAGAUGGAUCAGUUUAUGCAGCAGCUUCAGAGCCUGGAGGCCCUGAUUUCGGAGGUGCAGGGUGGUGGAGGAGUGGCCCAUCCAGAGCUGGAAGGCAAGAUGCAGCAGGCGGAGCAGGCCCUUCAGGACAUUCUGAGAGAAGCCCAGAUUUCAGAAGGUGAUGAUGGCCAACUUCCCUUCAGACAGGAGAAAAUUCAGUGUCCUAGAAAGAACUACUGCAGUGCUAUUAGAGCCCUAAAUCUCCAGGUGACCAAGGCAAGGAGCCAAGAGAACAGCUACCGGAGUCGCCUGAAUGAUCUCAAGAUGACUGCGGAAAGAGCUCGGGCCCUGGGCAGUCAGCAUCAGAACCGAGUUCAGGACACUCGCAGGCUCAUCACUCAGUUGCGCCUGAGCCUGGAGGAAAGCGAAGCUUCCCUGAGAAACACUAACAUUCCUCCCUUGGAGCAUUACGUGGGGCCAAACAGCUUUAAAAGUCUGGCUCAGGAGGCCAGGAAAUUGGCAGACAGCCAUGUCGAGUCAGCCAGUAACAUGGAGCAACUGGCAAGGGAAACCGAGGAUUAUUCCAAACAAGCGCUCUCACUGGUGCGCAAGGCUCUGCGUGAAGGAGGGGGAAGCGGCAGCCUGGAUGGCUCUGCGGUUCAAGGGCUCAUGGGAAAAUUGGAAAAAACCAAGUCCCUGGCCCAGCAGUUGUCCAGGGAGGCCACUCAAACUGACAAUGAAGCAGAUAGUUCUUACCAGCAUAGUCUCCGCCUCCUCGAUUCAGUGUCUCAGCUUCAGGGAGUCAAAGAUCAGUCCUUUCAGGGAGAAGCAAAGAGGAUUAAACAAAAAGCUGAUUCUCUCAGAAGCCUGGUAACCAGGCGCACAGAUGAGUUCAAGCGUGUGCAAAGCAAUCUGGGAAGCUGGGAAGAAGAAACCCAGAAGCUCUUGCAGAAUGGAAAGAAUGAGAGACAGAAAUCAGAUCAGCUGCUUUCUCGUGCCAACCUUGCUAAAAGCAGAGCUCAAGAGGCACUAAGGAUGGGCAAUGCCACUUUUUAUGAAGUUGAGCACAUCUUAAAAAACCUCAGAGAGUUUGACCUGCAGGUUGAAGACAGAAAAGCAGAAGCUGAAGAGGCCAUGAAGAAACUCUCCUACAUCAGCCAGAAGGUUGCAGAUGCCAGUGACAAGACUGAACAAGCAGAGGCGGCCCUCGGCAGUGCUGCAGCUGAUGCCCAGCGGGCAAAGAAUGCGGCUCGUGAGGCCCUGGAGAUUUUUGGCAAGAUAGAAGAGGAGAUAGGGAGUCUGAACUUGGAAGCCAAUGUGACAGCAGAUGGAGCCUUGGCCAUGGAGAAAGGACUGGCCACUCUAAAGAGUGAGAUGAGGGAAGUGGAAGGAGUGCUGGCAAGGAAGGAGCUGGAGCUUGAUACGGAUAUGGAUGCUGUGCAGAUGGUGAUUACGGAAGCCGGAAGAGUCAAUACCAGAGCCAAGAAUGCUGGGUCUGCAAUCCAAGACACACUCAAGACCUUGGACGGCAUCCUACACCUAAUAGAUCAGCCCGAUAGUGUGGAUGAAGAAAGGCUUAUCUUAUUGGAGCAGAAGCUCUUCCGAGCCAAGACCCAGAUCAAUAGCCAACUGCGACCUUUGAUGUCAGAGCUGGAAGAGAGGGCACGUCGACAGAAGGGCCAACUCCAUUUCCUGGAGGCAAGCAUAGAUGGGAUUCUGGCUGAUGUGAAGAACCUGGAGAACAUUAGGGACAACCUACCCCCAGGCUGCUACAACACCCAGGAUCUUGAGCAACAGUAAACCUCCCAUAGAGAUUUUUCAACAGAGGUCUUUGGGACACAGAUCCCAGGGCUCAGGAGCCAUCUCAAGUGGGUGGGGUGGGAUGGGGACAUUUGAACAUGUUGAAUGGGCAUGCUUGGGUCAACUGAACCUGGCCCCAUCCUUGAUAUCUUGACCAGGCAGAUGUCUUGUUGCACUACUGUGAUACUAUUUGCUUCCUGAUGCUGGGUAGCAAGGCAAAUAGUAUUGCAUGUGAGACCGAUCAAGGACCUGGAUCCCAAAGAGUACACUGGAUGGAAGGACAAACAACAUGGGCAAAUGUUUGCCUCAGAAUAGUCAUAAACUGUGAGUCCUGGAGUAUGGACAAGAGCUGCUGGGUUAUACUCAGCUUAUUCUUUGAGUAAUGUAACCAAAGGAAUAUUUUUUUGAUUUUGCCCAUGGAAGAAACUUCUUCUGAAUGCCAGAAGAGAGAGUGAAAUCCAGUUCACACUGUGGCCAGUAAAAUACUGUUGCCUCACAUUGUCCAAUGCAAGCUUCUUGCUUAUCAGAGGUCCUUCCACCUACCACUGGUACAUUAAUAUGUCCUCCAACUUCAAGCUGGAUGAAGUGAGCAGUGAUGGAGACAGGAGCUGUAAGGAAGGCCCAUUUGGAGCAGGGGUACCUGGUGCUCUGUCACCUGCUUGUUCUUCUGGAUCUGGGAGUGUCAUCCCUUCUCCUCAUGAUGCCAUGGCAAUUGAAAGACUGCAUUUUUAUUAAAGCAUUUCCUACCAGUAAAGCUGACGUUGGGAAGGCAUAUACUUUUGUGUUUCAAAUUGAUAGAAGUAUGUGGCCUGGUCAUUGAAAGAGGUGAAAUUUUCUAGAAGAUUAAUCAAUCCUACUUCAAUCCCACUCCUCAAACAGUAAAAAAUUAUACACGUCUAUGUAUUUUACCUUAUUCUUUUUCUCUCUCUUUCUUUAGCAGAGAAUGUUCCUACCCACACUUGAGCUGGGUAGAAUCCAUCCUUCCAUCCAUCCUUACAAAAAAUAUUUAUUGAGUACCCACUAUGUGCCGGGGGCUGGGGGCACAGUGGUGACCUAGUCUCUGACCUCAUACAGUUGACUGUCUAAUGAGGAAGAUGAGCAUUUAAAAAAAUAAAUUUAAAUUUACA